Molecule: messenger RNA, 1450 nt
Organism: Entelurus aequoreus (snake pipefish)
Lineage: Eukaryota; Metazoa; Chordata; Actinopteri; Syngnathiformes; Syngnathidae
Gene: ilf2
Product: interleukin enhancer binding factor 2
Exons: 15
Coding region: 147-1304 (385 amino acids)
Source: RefSeq, a predicted model, not a curated record
CAGGAAGUGGCAGUAGUGAAGACACCACAGUCUACUUUCCAACGUCCACCAGAACAGGAAGCAGAAGGAAGACGCCGCAGCGCUUUUGAGGACGCUGAUUAAUUCUCCUGUGCCGUUUUUCUUUCGUUACCAAAACGUCGUACGCAAUGAGAGGAGACCGCGGCAGGGGUCGAGGAGGCCGCUAUGGGUCCCGGGGAGGAAUGCUCCAGUAUCGCCCAUUUGUUCCACACAUCCCAUUCGAUUUUUAUGUGUGUGAGAUGGCCUUCCCGAGAGUGAAGCCUGCGCCUGAUGAGAGUUCGUUCAGCGAGUGUCUGCUGAAGAGAAAUCAAGAUCUGAGCCCGACAUCUACAGAGCAGUCCUCCAUCUUGUCCCUUGUGACUAAGAUCAACAAUGUCAUCGAUAACCUGAUUGUUGCCCCUGGAAACUUUGAAGUGCAAAUCGAGGAGGUGCGUCAGGUGGGCUCUUACAAAAAGGGUACCAUGACAACUGGACACAAUGUUGCUGACUUGGUUGUAAUCCUCAAGAUUCUUCCCACAUUGGAGGCGGUCGCUGCUCUGGGCAACAAAGUUGUGGAGACUCUUCGCACCCAGGACCCUACUGAAGUGCUGUCCAUGCUGACCAAUGAGACAGGCUUUGAGAUCAGCUCAGCGGACGCCACCGUCAAGAUCCUCAUAACCACCGUCCCUCCCAACCUCCGCAAGCUGGACCCCGAGCUUCACUUAAACAUCAAGGUGCUGCAGAGUGCCCUCGCUGCCAUUCGCCAUGCCCGCUGGUUUGAGGAGAAUGCUUCUCAGUCCACGGUGAAGGUCCUGAUCCGCCUGCUCAAGGACCUCAGGCUACGCUUUCCUGGAUUUGAACCUCUCACUCCUUGGAUUCUAGACUUAUUGGGUCACUCUGCAGUGAUGAAUAAUCCAUCCAGACAGCCUCUUUCGCUCAACAUGGCCUACAGGCGUUGUCUGCAGAUGUUAGCCGCCGGUCUUUUUCUGCCGGGCUCAGUGGGAAUCACUGAUCCAUGUGAGAGCGCAAACUUCCGAGUGCACACGGUGAUGACUCUGGAACAGCAGGACAUGGUGUGUUUCACUGCUCAGACACUGGUGAGGGUUCUGUCCCACGGAGGUUACAGGAAGAUCCUCGGCCUGGAAGGAGAUGCAAGCUAUCUGACAACUGAAAUGUCCACAUGGGACGGUAUCAUCGUCAACCCGUCAGAAAAGGCCUAUGAGAAACCCCCAGAGAAGAAGGAGGAUGAUGAAGCUCUGGAGGAGGGAGGAGAUGGAGAAGAUGACAGCAUGGAGACCCAGGAAUGACACGAAAGUUAAAACGAACCCGAGGUCAAAAACUGGAUGCAACACGCAUGACCACGGUUUUUUCAUCAAAGAUUGGUAACAGUUGUGGAUUUGUAUGUUUUUUUUAUUUGAAUCUGUUCUCAAAUAAAUUUCAGUUUUUAAUGAUA